This is a messenger RNA of Neurospora hispaniola, 2271 nucleotides long. RefSeq lists its product as uncharacterized. The coding region runs from base 1 to 2271 and encodes 756 amino acids. The record is from RefSeq and is a predicted model, not a curated record. Lineage: Eukaryota; Fungi; Ascomycota; Sordariomycetes; Sordariales; Sordariaceae. The transcript has 3 exons.
AUGAGCAGGAGAUUAUCCUCAAGCACUGGGGAGAUCGAGUCUGGCACCCCACUGCGCUACGCUUCACCCCUCCUCGCGUCGCCUUGGAUUGCGAGCACUCGUUUCGAGGAGUCAGACAGCGAAGAAUCAGACGGCACGGAGCUAGUUCUCUUGGGUCAUAACAACUGCUCGCGCUUCCCAGCAAAAGGCGCGGUCAAAGUCGAAUCCCCCAAGGCGGAAGCAGACAAUUACUUUGUCUGGUCUUCAAUCAACCCUCCACCCAACUUCGAGACUAUAUGCAACGCUCGCGGCGAAGCAUAUCGCAAUUUGCCAAAGCUGAAGGGACUACCCUUGUCAACAUCAGGUCCCCCCAUCCAUUUUGUUUCCGUUGCCGCCAAGGCAGACGAUUGUCUCGCACAUCUUGAGGGCAGCGAGCUCGCAGAGAAGGACCAUUAUAGGGAACAGACCGUACGAUACAGCGAAGGAUUUCGACCUUCCGUACCAAAGUCCCAAGAAGACAACAUCCAAAACAACACCAUUCACAACGACGACGUUCACAGCAACGAAACCUCAAUCGUCCAAGUCACUUGGGUCCUACUUCUCACAUUCAACGCCGUGAUUAGGGGAACAUCUCGUCUUGUGCUCUUCUCAACCUUAGUACCGCUUUUGUUUGUGAAGCGCACGGGCCUGUUUGUUCUUUGCGCUUUGUUCGAGGUCGUCGGAGUUUGGCUCUUGUUCGCAAACCAGUGCUACAACAUACUGCUCCUCAUCAUCAAGAAGUUGACCCUCCUAGCAAGAAUUCAAUGCAUCAAGGGCCUUAUCUGGGCUCUAAAACUUCUGAAAUGGAGCAUAACAUUCAAAACAGCACUCCGAAGAGACGAGGGUCCCGCUGCCACUGAGGACAAAGGGAAAGCAAUGGACCACGACGUAUGCCCUUCAACCGAAGCUACGGAGCCUAUGCAUACAUGUGAAGAAGCACCGCCACCGCUUCCGAUCAAUCCCCGGUUUGUCUCAACGGCAAUGCCAUCGGCGUAUUGGGCUGGGCGCUUUACGUCUCUCCAUGACCGGUUCCACAACGAGAUACUAGGACCUCGUAACCUCAAUUUGAUUAUUGAGGCGCAUACAUUCCUGUCCACGACGUCUGGUGAUCUUAACAACUCGUCAACCACCCCCUCGCCCCCUGCAUCGGCAUUCAACAACCCUUCUACCUCCGUAUACGCCUCUAGCCGUAUCGUGCCCAUUCGGGAUCUCAGCUUCUACACUCCUGCAAUGAUGCACCCCAAUGCUGACCAACUCGGACUUAAGACGACUGAGAAUAGACACAUACCUCAUUAUAUAAGAUGCAUACCCCAUUCAGCCACCACUGAUGCUAUUCUGCAGAGUUCGAGAAAGUCUAGCACCUACGUCAGUGAACGGAAUCCUGCAGUAUAUAAGACAGUGCAGCACGAGGAGACGUACAAUCCAAAGGUUCCCUCCCCUUCUAUGAUACCUACUCGCGUCAUCCCUAGGUCUGAAUCCUCGAGGAUUCUGCCUCGGCGGCCCCUGCCGGAACCUCCCGUAUCCGAGUCUUCAAGGGUCCUACCCCGACGGCCCUUGCCGGAACUUUCAUUCUCCGAGUCUUCGAACGUCAUUCAUGUUCACCCACCGACGGACUACAAUAACCGCUCGUCAAUGAGCUUUCGGAUGAAGAACACCGACCGUCCGAACAGGAUUAUGAGCGAAUCCCGGGCGAAAGCACAGAAGGAGAGGGAAGCCAUGCUUCGAAGAGUGACAGUUGCGGAUGCGACUGCUCUUACGGAUGACGACAACAGAUGUCGUCGCGUUUUCGUUCAUCUCGAGGCAUGCUGUGUCACGGAUGAGGCACGCAACUCGCUGUAUGCUUGGCAACAAGACUAUGCGAGAAGAACACAGCGAGAGGUGCUGCUCCCAAAGGGUGGUACCAUGCAUGGUCCACGUGGCUUCAAAAACAGCGUCUUUGGCAGGAGUUUGUUUGGGAGUCGACGGAGCAGGGGGUCUCUGCCUGCUGGUUCAGGUGGAGGUAGCAUCACGACUGGCCUCAAUGUGGACCUUGGACAACCUCAAAGUGAGGUCCGGCCCUCGAAGACGGAGCGAUCACUGCUUCAGGUGCCAAGGAGAGUGUUUACCCAUGGAAGAUCAGCCAGUAUGAAGGUUGAUAGCAUGGAGCCGAGCUCGUAUGGUCAUCGACUUGAGAGACACGGGACGGUUCGCGGAGUUGAAGCAGACAACGAGGUCAGGAAGGAACGGUACCAACAUCGUAUGAGCCUUGCGUGA